This is a messenger RNA of Siniperca chuatsi (mandarin fish), 3130 nucleotides long. RefSeq names its product potassium channel subfamily K member 5-like. The transcript has 5 exons. Gene Ontology annotation, molecular function: potassium ion leak channel activity. Gene Ontology annotation, cellular component: membrane. NCBI's taxonomy places the organism in Eukaryota, Metazoa, Chordata, Actinopteri, Centrarchiformes, Sinipercidae. Gene Ontology annotation, biological process: potassium ion transmembrane transport; stabilization of membrane potential. The record is from RefSeq and is a predicted model, not a curated record. Bases 275 to 1615 code for a protein of 446 amino acids.
AUAUAAAGCUAUUUUAAUAGUUUUGUUUAACUGGGAGGUGUGUUUUUGUAUUUUUCCAAUGGUUAUUAUCAAUAGCAUAAUAACUGGAUAAUUGAUAUACAGGGUUAAAAAUAAGUUUUAUUGCGCCAAAUGAAACUGAACAAUGGGAUCAGUGAGAGCAGAGUAAUACAACCCAUAUGCCCGACAGGAAGUAAGCAGCUCGGAUAACCACAGCCUGCUGUAAGAGCGUGAGCUAGGCUACUUGGCGCCGUAAGACUGAAGUUAUGACUUUAAUAUGGCUGAUAAGGGUCCGUUUUUAACUUCAUGUAUUAUUUUCUACCUAUCGAUCGGGGCCGCAAUAUUCCAAAUUCUUGAAGAGCCAAACUGGAAAUCAGCCACAAACCAAUACACCCUACAAAAGGAAAACAUUUUGAAGAAGUAUGCCUGCCUAACAAAAGAAGGUCUGGAUGAGAUUUUGGAGAUAGUGUCAGAGGCUGCCGGCCAAGGUGUGACCAUCACCGGGGACAUACAUCGCAACUCGUGGGACUGGGCAAACUCCGUAAUCUUUGCUUCCACCAUAGUCACCACUAUAGGUUUUGGUAAUGUUGCUCCCAGGACUAAAAGUGGCCGUGUGUUCUGCAUCCUGUACGGUCUGUGUGGGAUCCCCCUGUGUCUGGUAUGGAUAAGCGAGCUGGGUUCAUUUUUUGGAGACCGGGCCAAACGUCUGUCCCAGGUUCUGAUCCGUAAAGGCGUUUCAGUGAAAAAGGUGCAGUUAACCUGUACAGUCAUAUUCCUGUUAUGGGGGCUGUUGGUGCACCUGGUGAUCCCUCCAUUUGUUUUCAUGUCUGUGGAAGGAUGGAGCUACCUGGAAGGCCUCUACUUCUCUUUCAUCACACUCACAACAGUUGGUUUUGGAGAUUAUGUGGCAGGUGUAAAUCCAAACAUGGAAUACCCCAGACUGUACAGAGUAUUUGCAGAGUUAUGGAUCUACAUGGGCCUGGCCUGGCUGUCUCUGUUCUUCAGCUGGAAUGUCAACAUGGUAGUGGAAGCUCACAAGGUGCUAAAGAAAAGAAGACACAGGCACAGACGCUUCUAUAAUGAGGAACCCAAGCCUGUAGAGGACAAGCACAACCCAUAUGUAAAGCCGACAGCUAUCGACAUCUUUAACUUCCCAAAAGAGGAAGACUACAGCACUGUCAUCAAGGCGAUUGGAGCUACAGCAAAUAAAAUAAAGCCUGCAGAAAACAUAAAUCGCUCUAAGAGCUGCAGCGACAUCUUGGCCACCUACAUCCAGACCCUGGAUCACUCACCUCGGCACAGACGCAUGAUCAGCAUCAGCGAAGUUUUCAUAAAUGCAAAGGCUGUCGUAGACAAAGGUGAACAAGAUGAAGUGCGUUCUCUAAUGCAAGAAAGCAAUGGAGACCCUGAACUUGCAGAAUGUGUGAGGACGGAUAAUGAGCAGAACAAGGACAGUUGUGCAUUUGAUUCAGAAACUGAUGGUAUCAUCUUCACUGUACCUACCAAAGAUGCUACAGAAGUGGAAUGUGUACAGCAUCCUGAUGGUGGGGGGACUAGGUUUACAAUAUCCAAGGUAGCAGAGGGAGAUGUGUUAAUGGAUAAAGAUGAAAAAGGGUAAAUGAUCUCUUCUAAAAUUUCCUUUACCUUUAGCAAAAUUGUGGAACCGUUCAGGCUGUACUGUGGGAAGGAGUUUUAUACAAAUUUAUCGUAAAUACUGUUAUGUAUCAAGACAACAAACUGAAUUUUGUGAAAAUGAUGCUAAAUGACUGACAAACUAAGGAUGCACCGUUCAACGGUUUCCUGCUUUACAAUGACAUUAUUUUAUUCAACUUUUCAAUUAUUAGCUGCACACAAUGAGCCAGUGUAUGUAUCAUGCGAAUCAAGACUUUCUAUUUUUUCAUCCCAUACCCAUCCAAAUCUUUUGUUACAUUUCUAUUCUUAAACAGUAGUGACCAUAGAUACAUAAUACACAGAUUAUUUCAAAUUACAGCACAGGGCUUUGUGGAAAACAGAACAAUUAGCAACUUCUAGGGAGCUGCUACACUGGAGGCCAUGAUCAACAUACUCCUCGCUCACCACUGGCUGCUCUGAGUGAAUGUUCUUGAUCUGGAUGACCUGGAGGAAACAUGAAUAAAAUUCUAUUCAAAUAACAAUAUUGAUAUAUCAUUUCAUUAAAAAGGAAACAGAAAAACAACAACCCUACGUAUCAAAGCCAAGUGGAUCUUCAGGGACAUACUUUGACAACUUCAUGCCAUUUGGAUGACAACCCAGCCAUAUAUCACCUGUCUGGUGGUCCACCUCGAUGUUAUCAGAGUGACCCAACAGCUACAGACUGGUUGGAAACAUUGCAUACAGUUAAUGAGAGUAAAGCAUGUAUAAAUAAAUUGUUUUUAGGAUUAAGUUGCGUAGAAAAAGCACAGUUAUAGUGAUGUUAAAAAAAUAGUUCGACAUUUUGGGAAAUCUGCUCAUUUGCUUUCUUGCACAGAGUUAGAUGAGAAGAUUGAUACCACUCGCAUAUCUGUACGUUAAAUGUGAAGUUACAGGUAGCAGCCGGUUAGCUUAGCUUAGCUUAGUUUAAAAACUGGAAACACAGAGAAACAGCUAGCCUGGCUCUGUCCAAAGGUAAUGACAUCCACCUACCAACACCUCUAAAGCUCAGUAAUUAACACAUUAUAUCUUGUUUGUUUAAUUUGUACAAAAACAGAAGUGUAAAAACAACAAUUUCAGGUUUUACAGGGGGUUCCGGUCUGUCUGAUAAGCUAAGCUAAUCGGCUGCUGGCUGUAAUGAUUCAUAUUCAGCUGGCAGAUAUAAGAGUGGUAUCGAGCUUUUCAUCUAACUCUUGGCAAGAAAGUCAAUAAGCAUAUUUACCAACAUGUUGAAGUAUUCGUUUCAUUUUUUUAAAUUUUUUUUUGCUGAGGGUAGAAAAUAAGAAAACACUGCAUUACCUUAAGUUUCCACUAAUUCACUAAUUGUUCCCCUUCUUGUCUCUCAAAAACGUCUAUCUCAUGGUCUAUGAUAUCUGCAACAUAAAUGUACCUGUAAAAAAACCCAUUCCUGUUGUAUUAUUUUAGUAUUAUACAGGAAACAUUGCUGUGGAACUAUAUUUAAUAAAAAAAAAAACAUGCACAUGCA